Zingiber officinale is the source of this 1378-nucleotide messenger RNA. Its product is annotated as NKAP family protein UM04995-like. The transcript is spliced from 4 exons. The coding region runs from base 411 to 1175 and encodes 254 amino acids. Lineage: Eukaryota; Viridiplantae; Streptophyta; Magnoliopsida; Zingiberales; Zingiberaceae. The record is from RefSeq and is a predicted model, not a curated record.
AUUUUUUGCCCCUUUCUCUUUCUCCCUUGCCCUCACCCUCACCCGACGACGUCCUCGUGAUUUCUUCGCCGGAGCCGUUGGAAAGAACGACACCGCCGUCCUUUUUAGGAAAGUUUGUCUUCCUUCUCUCCGUUUUUGGGAAUUGCGCGUGAUCCUCCCUCUGUUUUUGGAAAGCUCGCCGCAGCCUAUGGAUUUGGAAAAGGAUCCCCGGUGAAAUCUACCGGAAACCAAGUCUUCACUCCCCCUACUAGUAUCCGAGCCUUGUGAGACCUCGCCCGUGCGCAUUUUAUUCUGGGAUCUGGUGCCUCCGUUGAUCUUUCUCCUUCAGCGGCACCGCGAGGGAGUCGAAACAGGAUAUCCUUCCUUCCUUGACGGUGAAUAGGAUAGGGAAUAUUGCCUGGGUGCAUAACAUGGAUCUGGAGACAGAGAACCGUCUUGCUUCCUUAUUAAUGGAGGAAGCUAGGAGAAUGCGUGUGGAAGCAGAAAAAGAAGGUGUCCAGGUUUACCUCCGUAAGCCCAAUGUUAGAGGUCGGCCAAAUUCACGUUUUCUAACUGCUACUGUUCAUGGAGUACAACAAGCAAAUCGAGCUGUUGAGGUUUCUGAAAUGUGGCGAGCUCGGGAAAAGGAGUUGGCAUUGGAAGCUAAGCUCAACGGAAGAUCAAAGCAAUACACACACAAAGGAAGCAGCAGCGAGAAGCACCACUCAAGUUCACACCGUAUCUCAUCUAGCUCAAAGCACAAUGAGAACAGCAAAACGCUCUCAUAUGCACCAAGUAAGCCAGAUCCAGACGAUUGUUCAGAUAGAGAUGGUCUUAGAGAUGAUGAAGUCGAAGAGUUUCUCCGCUUGAGGGCAAAGCGGGGAAGAGGCGAUGUAGGUUCCAGAAUGGAUGAAGCUGGUCCAUAUCCACCCCAAGCAUAUUCCAGACAAAAUAACAACACAGAUGAUGUGCGGAUGAAAGAAAAUUGGGAAAGCCGUAUCCUUGGCCCCGAGAAACCAGGUUUCCUUAGGCGUCAUAGCUCACUCGAUCGUGAUUCUGAUACAGACUCUAGGAAGCAUGAUACCAGUGGAUCAUGGAAAUCACAUUCCAAGAGUAGCAAAUCAAAAGAAGAGAAAUCAGGAAAAAGGAAAAUGAAAGAGAAGAGAUCUAAGCAUCACAAGAAAAGCAGAAGAUAAAAGUAAUGUGUCGAGUUCAGCGAGGGGAAAUGUAAGCUUAAGCCCAUGCGGUUAUUUUAGAUUUCUUUUAAAACUUCAAUGUAACCAUCCUUUAUGGCUGUCAUAAAGUAUGAUAAAACUUAAAUGGAUAGUUCCAUGUAUGAAACGAUGAAGUAUGGCUUUGAUUUGAGAUAAUCUAUGCGUUCAAGCGAUCAGAGGUCCUA